ACAAAGAUCCAAAUCGCUGUACAUAAUUGCAGUUUAUUGCGGAAUAUGUGCGGUGAAGAACUGAUGUAGUAAUAUUGUGCACAUAUUGAAGUAUCAUUAGUGAAGUGUCGAUGAACUCUAAACACAUCGUGCUCUUUACUGGUCGACGACGGCUCAACCUGUACUCAGGUCCGUGUUUUCAGUCACGGCAGAUGAUGAUUGUGUUGCUGUUGCUGGGUGCCUGUUUUUGUGUGGGCUUCUCCUUAGAUGAGGAGGAGUACGGGAACACAUUCAGGUGGAAGCUGCACAGAGGGGCUCGAUCCAUCGAGUUCACCCGUCAGUACCACUCGGUUGCGACGGUCGUGUGGCAGCGUGGUGGUCCUUCAGGCAGAGAGGACAGUAGGCAGAAGGUGAUAGACGGCUACUUUGUGUUAAGUAAUUUAACCCAGAAAGACAGUGGCCGCUACAUAAUGAGAGACCUUCAUCGUUUACCACUGGAAAUCAAGACCAUUGGAGUUGUAGCAAACUCGAGGUCCUAUGUACGGAGUCCUGGUGAAAGCCUCAGUAUCACUUUUGAUCUAGAACGGAGCUCCUGCAACAUUUUCUUCCUCCCAAAAGACAACCAUAUCUACGAAAGGCUUGAGAUAGUUCUUCAAGGCAGCCUGGAGACGUAUAUGUAUAAUCAUGAUUGCAAUGGGUUUACUCUGUUAAAGCCAUGUGGGAUUUUAAAUGAGGACCUCUCAGUAUCGUGCCAAGGCCACUUUGAGGUCAAAGAUUCAAAUGACAACACGGCCUUAGUGGUGCUACUGGAAAUGGAAGAACCAGAAUUUGAUACAUCUAAAAUUGGGAUUGGCAUUGGUGUUUCCUUGGCUGUAAUGUCCUGCUGUACCUGCAUGAGGCGCUGCUGUUGUGGCAAGAAGUCCUCCAAAAAGGACACAUCUGAGACUCCUGAUGCUGAACCUGCUGUGCAUUACCAUGAGUAUGACAGGGAGCCUGUUGGACCGAGGCCAGAGCACCUGAGCCCGCCCUCUGACCAAAACUACCCCGCUCCGCCCUCUUACUCUCCGACUGGCCCGCUGAUACACAACCCUCCUAUGAAUGUGCCGCCAUCUUAUUCCGAGGUUUCGGCUCCAGCAGAGCAGCCGGACGCUCCGGCUCUGCCGUCCAUGUCUGCCGCCCCCGUCCUCUCUGAGCCUGACCCGCAGUUUCAGCUGAAGGGGAUGGACUACCCCUCCAUACUCGGGUCGGGCUCGGCUAUCAGCGAUGUCUAUUGCUCAGACAAACUGAACUUCCUCUGAAAGCCUUGAUUUUGAAAGGUGCUCUCAAGUCUGUGAUCUCAUUCGUUAGUGUGACGUUAAGGGAAUUCAACAGUUUGGGAAAUGCACUUAUUCACCAGUGGCUUCCUGGAGUCUGUGCUGGUUGCCUGGCAACUGGUCCCAGCCAAGAAAAAGUUUGGCACAUUUGUUGUUUUUAUGCUUAUGCAAGAUAUAACAUGUUAAUUAGUGAGCAUUAGUGAGGCAAAUGUAUUUUAGGGUAGAUAGAAGAAACUAGGUGUUUCCCCCUGUUUCUGGUUUUAUGCUAAGCUAAGCUUCAUAUAUACCUCACAGACAUGACGGUGGUGUAACCUCAUCUAAAUGUCAGCAAGAAGCGAAUUAGUAAAUUUCUUAAAAUGUGAGACUAUUUUAACAUUCACACAGCUUCAGGGGCUUAUUACACAGAAAGACACACGUUGGUUCCUCACACACUGACAGAUCUGUUCCUCCACAGACCGCAAAUCCAACGAUGCUUCACUGUGCCAAAUUUUGUGACAGUUGGCAAAAAAAUUAUGGCAAAAGUGAAGGCCACAUUUUGCGUCUGAGUCAGACCCAUUUUUUCUAAUUUACUAUGAACCUCAGAGCCUUCAAAAGCCGCAUGUGUGACGAGCGGAGUGAAAGCCUACCGGAGGAUCACAGAGUCAAAGCCGUAGGAGAAAGGGAAACUUUCAAUUAAAAAACACUUUUGUUAUUUCCAAUAAUUCUCCACCCCACGUCUCACUUUUGCAUCCCUGCACUUCAGUCGGGGAUACAAGACUUGCUGCAGACCAGUUUGACUUUUCAGGGAAGACACAAACCAAAUCAAGUAGCCUUAUCUCUGCUAAACUCUCUCUUUUUAAACUGCCCCUUGGGAGUCACCUCGCAGCUCUAAUCUACCGUAUAAAGCCUUGUUGUUGAAAUUGGUGCUUGCAUUAUGCAGUUCGGUGAUUAACUUCACACAAGCUGUCGACGUUUACUCAUACUGGUAUACUGUGCAGCUACUGUACUGUAGAAACCUGUGAAUGAGCUCAGGUGAGCCAAAUGCACAGUGACUGUGUGAAAACACCACAAGCACCGGUUGCCUUUUCCAUGUGCACUCGCACUGCACUCGAACUGAAUAUCUGUCGCUGCAGUUGUGACUUUCAGACAUGCAUGUACUAAACACAACUCCAGAGCAUGUGUCCAGAGAUUUAGUCAUUAUUCAUUACGUAGAGGUCUGUUCUGUUUUUGCAUGUCGUGGUGGCAGUGUGUUUGUCAACUUGAGCCUUUAUGAGGACGACAUAUGAGCAGUUUGUGUGACAUUUUAAAACAAGCGAGCAUCUUGUGAUUGUAUCUCACUGUAUUUCGUGUCAGGCGCAUCAGCGCUAAUAAAACCCUAACGAACA
This is a messenger RNA of Chelmon rostratus (copperband butterflyfish), 2656 nucleotides long. RefSeq lists its product as uncharacterized. The record is from RefSeq and is a predicted model, not a curated record. NCBI's taxonomy places the organism in Eukaryota, Metazoa, Chordata, Actinopteri, Chaetodontiformes, Chaetodontidae. Bases 111 to 1277 code for a protein of 388 amino acids. The transcript has 7 exons.